AUGCAAUCAUUCUUGCAAAGAUAUAGCUUUGAUAUCGAGUCGCUUAAAAGCAUGCUUUCCUUUGUUUGCUUCACGUUGUCCUUCCCAGUAGUGGCGGCUUCACUAUCGGGCAGCAUGUCAACUAUUCGGAAUGUGGUGGUGGUCGGUGGAACGCACGGGAACGAGUACACGGGGGUCUGGUGCAUCAAGGCCCUUGACCGGGCUGCCGAAAGCCUCAGCGCUCUUUACCCUUCGUUACGGAUAUCCACGUUACUUGCAAACCCUGAAGCCUAUCGUCAAAAUAAACGAUUUAAUCCCUACGCGCUCACGAAAUCAAUGAGAUGCUCGGGCCAAAGUUUCAAAACCGAUGUCAUCGUGGAUUUGCAUUCCACAACUAGCAACAUGGGUCUGACGCUUAUAAUUGCCGAAGGCGACUCACUCAUGGCUGCGGCAGCCGCUUAUGUAUUGCUGAAGUGUGGAGGCGAAGCUCGCGGAGCUCGAUGUUUAAUGCACUCUCAUCCUUCACGAGAAUCUCGGCCGAACCUAUCGUCGGCUGCACGGCACGGGUUCACUAUUGAAGUCGGGCCUGUUCCUCAAGGAAUACUCCGUCACGAUGCCGUUGAAAGGACGCAACAAGCGGUGGCGGCGCUACUGGAAUUUCUGCAGCUUCACAAUCAAGACAGGACUCGUUUGCUACAGAAUCUGCGGCAAGCCUAUGAUAAUAAAAAAGUUCCUUGCUUUCGAUCUGCACCAGCACGGAGACCGGGAGAAAUGUCAGGGAAAAUCACUUGGCCCUGUGAUUCCGAAAAUGUCAAUUUCCCAGCAGUGAUGGUACACAAGGACUUGCAAGAUCGGGAUUUUCAUGAAAUACAAACAGGUGAUCCCCUUUUUGUCGAUUUGAAAGGCAAGACCAUUCCGUAUACCGGGUCACAUGGGUCGCCUGUCUAUCUCAUGUUCGUUAACGAAGGCGGGUAUUAUUACGCAAGUUCUGGAACUGGUAUUGGCGUCGCUAUCCGAGCUGAUUUUAAUCUGGAGUCGGGGAAAUUUGUAGAAAAGAUCACGGUGGGAGAGUAUGAUGUAUCCUAGGAUAGACAGGAAUCUCACAGCGAGCUGCUGUACGACGGCGUAGCAAAAUGUUGACAUUACCAUCGUGGUGGAUGAAAAAAAGAAUGAUUGCAAGGUAGGUCACCGUAUGCUACUUGAAAGGAGGAGAG
Molecule: messenger RNA, 1193 nt
Organism: Phaeodactylum tricornutum CCAP 1055/1
Lineage: Eukaryota; Bacillariophyta; Bacillariophyceae; Surirellales; Neidiaceae
Exons: 2
Coding region: 1-1065 (354 amino acids)
Molecular function (GO): hydrolase activity, acting on ester bonds
Source: RefSeq, a predicted model, not a curated record